AUGUCCAUUUCGGGGACGCUUAGCAGCUAUUAUGUCGACUCGAUCAUAAGUCACGAGAGCGAGGACGCGCCCGCGGCCAAGUUCCCUGCCUCCGGCCAGUACGCGGGCCCGCGGCAGCCGGGCCACGCGGAGCCCCUGGAGUUCCCCUCGUGCAGCUUCCAGCCCAAAGCGCCCGUGUUCGGCGCGUCCUGGGCGCCGCUGAGCCCGCACGCGCCCGGGAGCCUGCCGGCCGUCUACCACCCCUACCUGCCGCCCCAGGGCGGCCCGGCCGACGGCAGGUACCUGCGCACCUGGCUGGAGCCCGCGCCGCGCGGGGAGGCGGCGGGGCCGGCGCCGGGGCCGGGGCCGGGGCCGGGGCCGGGGCCGGCGGGGGGCCCGGCGGCCGUGAAGGCGGAGCCGCUGCUGGGCGCGCCGCCGGGGGAGCUGCUCAAGCCGGGCUCGCCCGAGUACAGUUUGGAGACCCCGGCGGGCAGGGAGGCCGUCCUGUCUAAUCAAAGACCCGGCUACGGGGACAAUAAAGUGUGCGAAGGAAGCGAGGACAAAGAGAGGCCGGAUCAAACCAACCCUUCUGCCAACUGGCUACACGCUCGCUCUUCCCGGAAAAAGCGCUGCCCCUACACCAAAUACCAGACGCUGGAGCUGGAGAAGGAGUUUCUGUUCAAUAUGUACCUCACCAGGGACCGUAGGCACGAAGUGGCCAGACUCCUCAACCUGAGUGAGAGACAAGUCAAAAUCUGGUUUCAGAACCGACGGAUGAAAAUGAAGAAAAUGAAUAAGGAGCAGGGCAAAGAGUAA
Pipistrellus nathusii (Nathusius's pipistrelle) is the source of this 795-nucleotide messenger RNA. NCBI's taxonomy places the organism in Eukaryota, Metazoa, Chordata, Mammalia, Chiroptera, Vespertilionidae. The record is from the annotation of a GenBank genome assembly.